Molecule: messenger RNA, 2482 nt
Organism: Xyrauchen texanus (razorback sucker)
Lineage: Eukaryota; Metazoa; Chordata; Actinopteri; Cypriniformes; Catostomidae
Product: integral membrane protein GPR137-like
Exons: 7
Coding region: 993-2111 (372 amino acids)
Biological process (GO): positive regulation of TORC1 signaling
Cellular component (GO): lysosomal membrane
Source: RefSeq, a predicted model, not a curated record
AGGGCGGCGGAGCUCACUGAUGAGGGAACGGAUUUAUCAGAUUUAACUUCUUGAGGUCGACUACAUAUACCUUGUAAUUUCUACGGUAUUGUUGGUCUCGUAAUUUUUGUAAUAUUUACAGCAUAUUUUUAAAAAAAUUGCUGCCGCAUUUUUUAUAACAAAACCAUUCCUGUUUGUGAACUAGCAAAUCGAUUUUGAAGUGAAUUUAGCAACGUUAGCUACACAGCUAGCAAUUGUACAUCAGUAUUAUGUCAUUUUUAGUUUAAAUGUUUGUCUCUUGUACAUUUAUGAACAGUUGAAAACUGUUUGAACGAUCGCAGUUCUUUAAAUCUCGAUGAACGGGCGAUUAUUUAACGAAUAAAUAAAGUCAGACUGCCUCUGCGACUGGGAACAACUGUCAAAACAAAUCUCAUAUAACUGUAAAGUCACAAAUCUAAGCAGAUGUAUGUGUUGCAUUGUAUUUCCCUCCGCUUUUUUUUGUUUCAAUUUCGUCACACAAAUGAAAACCUUUGUUGUCGACGAUUAGACACACGAGGAACUUGGUAUUUAGUGUUGACGUAAUGUUACAGUUGUUAUUGUUUAGGAAAACUUUCCUGUGGCAUUUACUAAUUAAGAUUGUACAUUUUCACUUUCACUUUGCAGGUGCAGAUCCCAGAGAGAUAAGGGGGACGUCUAUAUAUUAUUUAUUUUAUUUUUAUUUAUUCUUUUAUUUCGUGAGCAUGGUCUCGCAGUUUCACAGUGAAAGAAUAUUUGUGAAAUAAAUAUUCUCACCUAGAAUUAAUGUGCUGCUAAUUUGUUUAGGGGCAAGUAUGCCAAACUUUUCAAUUACUUUCCUGAAUUUAGUUUUUAGUAUUUUUAUAUGAUUUAUCCUGACACUUUGUUUUAUAUUAGUUUUGUUUUAUAAUGUUUUUAAAUAAUUGUUAAAGACCCAGUUUAAACAUUUUGUGACACAUUUUUCGUUCCUUUAUACAUUCCUCUUUUUGCACAUCAUAAUGCAGGCUCCAGUUCCACCUUCCUCCAUCAGACCAGCCGUGGCCCCAUCAGUAGAGCUGGGUGUCACAGUUCUUUACACUUGUCUUUAUGGUGGUCUGUUCUUAGUUGUAUUCAUUCAGCUCUGGUUGCUGUUACUCUACCGGCACAAACGAUGGAGCUACCAGAGUGUUUUUCUUUUUCUUUGCCUGUUUUGGGCAGCCCUUCGCACAACACUCUUUUCGUUUUAUUUUCGUGACGCCCUUGCUGCCAACCACCUGCCCACCCCGGUCUACUGGCUCCUUUAUUGUUUUCCGGUGUGUUUGCAGUUUUUCACCCUAAGUCUCUUCAACCUUUUCUUCACUCAGGAAUUACUCAAAGUUAGAAGUUUUUUCAACAUUGAGCCUAGCAAAGGACUAUGGUUGGCUCGCUGUGUGUAUGUAGCCAUGAGUGCAGCCUUCCUGUGUGUCAACAUAGUUUGCGCGAGUUUCGGAAAGCAUGGAGGAACUGGUGGAGCUGGUGACAAAGUGUGGAACCUGGUUUUAGUUCGGGUGCUGGUUAACGACCUACUCUUUAUUCUGGAAGCUGUGUGCCUGGCCACAUCUCUGCUCCUAUUAACUCGAUUUUCUUCCCACACCACCCCUUAUCUACACAAUAAGGGGCUUUGUCGUACUGCAGUGCUGGGAGCAGGUGUAAUCCUACUCUUCUCCACUAGGGCUUGCUACAACCUCGCAGUGCUGUUUUUGUCUGAGAAUCAUAAAGUAGAGGCCUUUGAUUAUGACUGGUACAACAUCUCUGAUCAGGCUGACCUUCGCAGUGAACUUGGAGAAAGAGGCUACAUUAUUUUUGGAGCUGUUCUCUUCAUUUGGGAGUUGCUACCGACCAGUUUGCUCAUUCUCAUCUUCAGAGUUCACCAGCCUCCUCAAGAAAAGAUCUACAGCCCACCCAUGAGCAACACACAAAUCUCAAGGUCAUAUUUCUUUGAUGAUCCUCCUGGAAUGGAUGAUUCAGGUUCUCUCUGGAGUCACAGCAUAAAUCCUUAUAGCUGUUGGUUUGGGUCCAGUGAGUCGACUCCUCUCCUCUUUAAUAAGACUGAUCAGAACAGCCAGCAUCACUCCCUCUACUCAACUCCACAGACCUGACCACUAUGCAUAGCUGCAGAGAUUUUCCUCUGAUCUUCUCAGGCAAUAGAACAGCAAUACCUCUUCCUAUUGAGUAGCUCAAUAGGUAUUUUUGCACUAAUAUGCAUCAGAUGCACAUGAACUUCUGAAAUUGCACCUUGAUUUUGUAAAGCUGACCACUAUUUUAGACAAGACGCUUCUCAUAAAAGGGACCAGUUAAUGAUUUUAUUAUCUGGAAGUGUGUUUUUACCAUAUUUUCAAAUUUGAUUGGAAUUGUCUGGUACUUAUGAUCUUCCACUUUAAAAGGGAACAAUACUUUAGGUAUUAGCCUUGUAUUUGAUAAUCUGAAAACCCUGAUAUGUGAAGUUAUUUUAAUAAUAAAUUAAUUUAAA